UAGAUCCGAACCCUUACCUACCUAGGUACCUAGGUACGUACAUUUCACAGACGAGUCCGUGAGGCAAAUACCUAGGUUUCCUAUUAUGAGGGACCCUUAGCAUCUACGGCAGUAUUCCAUCCCUUCAACCUUGGUAUCCUCAACAGUAAGGAUCUCUCCCUUUUGGACAGCUUUCAGCAUCGUAUACGGCAUUCACCCCUGUGGCUGAUCUUCGUCCAAUGUGACUCAAGGUUGCUUAGCACUACAGACGCCUGCCCAUUCAUCGUCUGUAAGUAGGUCUGGAGGCGGGGACCCCGGUCGGACAGCGGGAGAUCGGGAACUGCGGGGUUAUUUCUCUGAAGCUACGCUUUGAUUCAUCCAUCGUCCCUCUAGCAAAGCCGAUGAUGCCGGCAGAGGUUACUUAAGCGUGCGGCGUUAUUGUAUGCUGCCAGAACCGACGCCAACGUCAUACCUAUGUUCUCAUAUUUCCCGGUGGCAAAGUUGUCAGAUCGAAUUCCAAUAUCUCGGUGCCUUAAAGAUGAGGUGGGGCACGUGGGUGUUUCUCAUGGAGGAUUAUAUCGUCAGGAAGCUUCUCCGGUCCCCGACAUUCCUACGAGGUGUCCAGCGUAUCCAUCGGAUCGUCCAUGAUUACAAACACGGCCGAGAUCCUAACGAACCGUUACGAGCAGGCGAAGCUACUCGACUGCCCAGAACCUCGAGACUACAACAAUUUUUCUCGCACUUUAUCCAUGAACUUCGGAGCCAAGUGCGAGGGACAACUAACCAACCCCCUAAGAAGUGAAAGGUGCCAAUGUGACGAAAUCUUCGCUGGAGACGCCCGUGCCGGUGUUCAGCCUUCGGUGUACUUCCCGAACUUCGCCGUCAAGACACGAUCCGGCACUCAGGCGGCCGGAAGUCGGAGGGCACGCGCGUGGUGUCUCGACUAGGACCGGGGAUUAAAGCAAAGCGCCAGCGUGCGCUCUGCAAUUCGGCAAGGACAAAUGGUGCUUAUCGGCAAUGGCGUACUAGAACAGGGCAGAGUUGAGACGACGCGUAGGUUUACACCCUAGGUCGCUCUUUGGUCAGGAGCUGCGCUGCAGAAAAGCCUGGCUUCUCGAAGCUAGGUUAACUACCUAUAUAUAUACUAACUGGGUAGCCACCUAAGCCGCUCGCUCACAUUUCCUUCUUCUCGUUAGCUACCUAGGUAGUACUGAAGAAUUCUAGAGAGCCACGCUUGGAACAGCGAGUACUUUGCAGCAGAGGCCGGGCCAUCAAGCCGUUUGCAAACCUACUAGGUCUCCGAUUACCGCCCACGCUGCGAAGAAGAGAUGUCAAAAAUAAAAGCGUUGACACGAUACCUACGUCCAUUAUUUAGUCAGAAUCAAUCGUAGAAGAUGCUUAGAAGUGGUAUCUCAGCCGUGUUGACUACCCAGAGAUUGAGUAAAUAGACUAGUUAGUGUAGAAAUACUACCUGUGACAGGUACGGUGAGUCGACU
Messenger RNA from Durotheca rogersii, 1475 nucleotides. RefSeq lists its product as uncharacterized. The record is from RefSeq and is a predicted model, not a curated record. The coding region runs from base 422 to 781 and encodes 119 amino acids. Lineage: Eukaryota; Fungi; Ascomycota; Sordariomycetes; Xylariales; Xylariaceae. The transcript is spliced from 6 exons.